Messenger RNA from Beta vulgaris subsp. vulgaris (sugar beet), 831 nucleotides. RefSeq lists its product as hypothetical. The record is from RefSeq and is a predicted model, not a curated record. The transcript has 2 exons. Lineage: Eukaryota; Viridiplantae; Streptophyta; Magnoliopsida; Caryophyllales; Amaranthaceae. The coding region runs from base 254 to 556 and encodes 100 amino acids.
AAUAAUAUCCUAAUUAUAACACAAAAUAGAAGAUAUACUCUAUUUUAGUAUUUCACCACUAGAAAGAAUGAAGAAUCUUUAACCAUAGUCCAAAUCGGAUUCUGGUACUAGUACUUCUACAUUAGCACGAAUCAAUCAAUCAUCAAAUUUACACAUCUUUCCCCACAAAAUCAAUACCCAGAAUUUUGCAGCAAAGAAAGAGAGAGAAAACAUCAGAAAAACAGGCUAAGUACAGACUGGUUCAAGAUUGAAUAUGAGUCUCGCCUGUCUUGUGUGCCAUGGUGUAGAAAGCCCAUCACAUUCAUUCAGAAGUUACUCUGUCUCUAGCUCAGACAAUGAUGGGCGAUGUUCAGCUAUGGCUAACUGCUUGAUCGGGAAGCUUUCUGUUCCUCCUCCUCGGGGAAACUCAGUCAUGUCAUCAUCUAAAGUGACUCCGCAGCCAGAUUUAUCAAACCGUGUUGAUAUUACAGGCACUCCACGACUAAUUAGGAGCCGUGCUGUUAGAAGGGACCAAGUCAGAGACUGGAACUUCGAGGUGAUCGAGCUAGAGCAGUAGUUUAGCUAAUAUGACCAAGAGAAUAGGCUGCUUCUCUGGAAUUGUGUUUAGAUAUAGUUAGACUCCCCCUUCUCCUCUACUCUCUAGUUAUUCUCCCACUGUUAACAAUUUUUCCCACUAGCUUCUAAAUGUAACUGAAUCUGGUUAGAGUAAUGUUCGUCUUUUCUUUUUUCCUUUUUCAGGAUGACUGUAUUGGGUCGUGGUGACCCAUUUUCAUACAUGAAAUCUUGUGCAUAUUAAUAUCAUAUAUAUCAAUAGUAUUACUUGUUUUACAA